Tetrahymena thermophila SB210 is the source of this 216-nucleotide messenger RNA. RefSeq lists its product as hypothetical. The transcript is spliced from 2 exons. The record is from RefSeq and is a predicted model, not a curated record. NCBI's taxonomy places the organism in Eukaryota, Ciliophora, Oligohymenophorea, Hymenostomatida, Tetrahymenidae.
AUGCUAUUCUAAAUAAUACAAUCUUCAAAAUUAAAAAUAUUAUUGAAUUUUUUAGUAAAUAAAUUAUUCUUACAAAUAGCAAGCAAGCUAGUAGAAGGAGAAGAAGAAGAACAACAACAACAAAAUAAUUAAGAAAAAUUAAAAAUCUUAAAUUAAUUAAGCCUUUAAUCGAUUAUUGCUACUUGCAAGUUAUAAUAGUUUUAGCAUUAAAAUUGA